Messenger RNA from Capsicum annuum, 2023 nucleotides. Its product is annotated as external alternative NAD(P)H-ubiquinone oxidoreductase B3, mitochondrial. The transcript has 10 exons. Gene Ontology annotation, molecular function: NADH dehydrogenase activity; calcium ion binding. Bases 139 to 1860 code for a protein of 573 amino acids. NCBI's taxonomy places the organism in Eukaryota, Viridiplantae, Streptophyta, Magnoliopsida, Solanales, Solanaceae. The record is from RefSeq and is a predicted model, not a curated record.
CAAUAAAAGUGGCUGCCCUGUAACUACGUUCAUAUAUGGAAAGUGUUACCCUUUUUUUAGACAAAUUUCCCGUCAGUAUAUAAAGUGAGGGAAGCAAAAAGUGAGUGAAUAUUCAUUAGGGUUAGUAUUGACGAAAUAAUGCGUGGGUAUAGUUCUUUCCAGAGAGCCUCCAGGGCUUUCAAUGACUAUCCUCAUCUUCCUAAAUUACUUGUUCUUUUCACUGUUAGUGGUGGAGGGCUAGCUACUGUAUGUCACACUGCAUUUGCUGAUGCAGGUCAAGAUGAUCUUAAGAAGAAGAAAGUGGUAGUGCUUGGAACAGGCUGGGCAGGAACAAGUUUUCUUAAGAAUUUGAAAGACCCCUCAUAUUCUGUCCAGGUCGUGUCUCCUCGUAACUAUUUUGCCUUCACUCCUCUGUUACCUAGUGUUACCUGUGGCACAAUCGAAGCAAGGAGCAUCGUAGAACCAAUUCGUAACAUUAUCAAAAAGAAAAACUUCGAUGCUGAUUUCAAGGAAGCUGAGUGUUACAGGAUUGACACAGUAAACAAGAAAGUUCACUGUAAAACAACCCAACCAAGUCAUUUGGGUGGUGGUAUAGAAGAAUUUACCGUAGAUUAUGACUACCUGGUGAUUGCUAUGGGAGCUAGAGCAAAUACUUUCAACACCCCUGGUGUUGUGGAGAAUGCUCACUUUCUAAAGGAAGUUGAAGAUGCUCAGAGAAUUCGUAGGACCGUGUUAGAUUGUUUCGAGAGGGCAAGCCUUCCAAGCAUAAGUGAAGAUGAGAGGAAGAGAAUUCUUCAUUUUGUGGUUGUUGGAGGUGGUCCAGCAGGUGUGGAGUUUGCUGCAGAGCUUCAUGAUUUUGUGAAAGAGGAUCUCGCCAAGUUGUAUCCUGCACUUAAACAAUAUGUCAAGAUAACACUCCUUGAGGCUGGGGAUCAUAUACUGAACAUGUUUGACCAAAGAAUUACGGCGUUUGCUGAGGAAAAAUUUGGGAGAGAUGGUAUUGUCCUGAAAACUGGAUCAAUGGUGGUGAAAGUAAGUGACCGUGAAAUAUCAACCAAAGAGAGAAGCACUGGCCAAACUGUUACCAUACCAUAUGGAAUGUGUGUCUGGGCCACUGGCAUUGGAUCUCGCCCUGUUGUUAUGGAUUUUAUGAAACAAAUCGGUCAGACAAACAGGCGAGUAUUAGCAACAGAUGAAUGGCUCCGAGUUGAAGGGUGCAAUGAGGUUUAUGCUCUUGGUGAUUGUGCCACAAUAAACCAACGCAGUGUCAUGGAAGAUAUUGCAAUCAUAUUUAGCAAGGCAGACAAGAACAAUUCCGGUACUCUAAGAAUGGAUGAUUUUAAAGAAGUAAUCCAAGACAUAUGUGAGAGGUACCCUCAAGUGGAUCUUUAUCUGAAGAAAAAGCAGUUGAAAAAUUUUAAUGCUUUACUAAUGAACUCGGAAGACCAUGCUGAAAUUAACAUCGAAAAGUUCAAGAAACUACUUGCCGAAGUAGACUCCCAGAUGAAAAAUCUUCCUGCUACUGCACAGGUUGCAGCUCAACAAGGUAGCUACCUCGCUGACUGUUUCAAUCGCGUGACUGUAUGUGAAGCAACUCCAGAAGGUCCACUAAGAUUCAGAGGAACAGGGCGUCAUCGCUUCCAUCCAUUUAGGUAUAGGCAUUUGGGGCAAUUUGCACCUUUGGGUGGGGAACAGACUGCAGCUCAACUCCCUGGAGACUGGGUUUCAAUAGGUCACAGUACUCAGUGGCUCUGGUAUUCAGUAUAUGCAAGCAAGCUAGUCAGCUGGCGUACAAGGGUGCUGGUGGUAUCUGAUUGGAUAAGGCGUUCGGCGUUUGGGAGGGAUUCUAGCAGAAUCUGAAACAACAUCAGACUAGACAAUACUGAACUCUGGAUUUAUUGCUUUUUUACAUACUGUAAUCGACUUCUUACUAGUGUAGUUGAGAAAUUUUGUUCGGAUUGUAUUUUCCUUAACCAACUUCUUCUCCUUCAAAGUAAUAUUUCACCAUUUAUUCUUUUAGAAA